Molecule: messenger RNA, 3038 nt
Organism: Echinops telfairi (small Madagascar hedgehog)
Lineage: Eukaryota; Metazoa; Chordata; Mammalia; Afrosoricida; Tenrecidae
Gene: MARCHF8
Product: membrane associated ring-CH-type finger 8
Exons: 7
Coding region: 58-1680 (540 amino acids)
Biological process (GO): antigen processing and presentation of peptide antigen via MHC class II; protein polyubiquitination; immune response
Cellular component (GO): cytoplasm; late endosome membrane; lysosome
Molecular function (GO): zinc ion binding; ubiquitin protein ligase activity; MHC protein binding
Source: RefSeq, a predicted model, not a curated record
UCACGCUGUGGGUGCGAGCUACAGCCAAGGCACGCGGACAAGCGUUCUUCCUGGAACAUGAAGCUCCAGAAUGAGAAGACUUUGGGACAUUCCAUGAGCCAUUUGAGUAACAUUUGUAAGGCUGGGAGCCCCCCGCUGGCAGCUUCGGCUCCGGUGACUGCCUUCUCCCGUACAUCUGCUACACCGUCCAAUCAGGAUAUGUGCAGUUCCAGUGCAGUGCUUUCUGAGUAUUGUCAUCACAGUCACGUGGAGUCUGCUGUUGUCUUGAAAGCUCCUUCAUGCCAGAGUUCCCUAACACCAGGGCUCACAAUGACAAUUAUCUGUAAAGACACGUCACAGGUGUCAACGAGAAACUCCCGUGGUUCAGAAUGGGUCCAGGCCUUGAAGCCUGCUAAGAAUACUAAAGCCAGAAGAGCACUAACAUUCUCAAAAUCCCUAAAUGAUAUGGACGAGAAGGCCCAGGACACUAAGGGAAGUUUUGACUAUGUGGAAAGAACUUGUUCUGAAGGAAAGUUGGCCCUCUUUCAGGAGCCCUGUCUCAGAAUUAACAUGUUCAGUCAUAAAGAAAAAAGAAUACCAAACCGAAAACCUCAUGGCAAUUCUAAAUAUUCUUGUGUUUCAUCCCUUUAUGACAAACAUUCACCUGCUUCAGAGGUAGAAGCGGGCAAGCGGAUCAUCCAUGUCUCACUUUUGGAAGAGAAAGCAGAUGAUGAGGCCUUGUCCAGGAACAGGCUACUGUUGCGGUACCUCUUCCCACUUGGCAUGAGUGCCAGCAAUCUGCACAGGCUCCGUGAGCUGGAGGGCUGCGCUGCCCGUCAGAGCACAGCUAAGUCCUCCAGCAAGCUGGCUGAAAGCACGGGCUUCUGCUCUGAUGAUAUGGGCGACGACGAUGUCUUUGAGGACAGUGUGUCUGCAGAUCUGAAGAGCAGGGCCCUGCAGGCACCCCUCUGCUCAGUCGAAAAGGACAGCGACCUGGAAUGCUCUUCUCCCCUCUCAGAAAAGCACCUCCCCAUAACUUCUGUAUCCACAUCAGGGGACGCCUGCAGGAUUUGCCAUUGUGAGGGUGACGAUGAAAGCCCCCUGAUCACUCCAUGCCGCUGCACCGGGAGCCUGCAUUUUGUGCACCAAGCCUGCCUGCAGCAGUGGAUCAAGAGCUCUGACACACGGUGCUGUGAACUCUGCAAGUAUGAGUUCAUCAUGGAGACAAAGUUGAAGCCUCUGCGGAAAUGGGAGAAGCUUCAGAUGACAGCCAGUGAGCGUAGGAAGAUCAUGUGCUCGGUCACCUUUCAUGUCGUCGCCAUCACCUGUGUGGUCUGGUCUUUGUAUGUGCUUAUUGAUCGGACUGCUGAUGAGAUCAAGCAGGGGCAAGCAACAGGAAUCCUCGAGUGGCCCUUUUGGACUAAGUUAGUGGUUGUGGCUAUUGGCUUUACCGGAGGACUUCUUUUUAUGUAUGUGCAGUGCAAAGUAUAUGUACAAUUAUGGAAGAGACUCAAGGCUUAUAAUAGAGUAAUCUAUGUCCAGAACUGUCCAGAAACAAGCAAAAAGAUUAUUUUUGAAAAAUCUGCACUAACAGAGCCCAACUUAGAAAACAAAGAAGGACCUGGAAUCUGCCGUUCGGACACAAACUCUUCUUGUUACACAGAACCCGAGGACACUGGAGCAGCCAUCCUUCAAGUCUAACCACACGGAAAGGUUGUCUUUCCUGGACAUCGUGAAGAGCUGAAAGAAAUUGUUUACUGCCAAUUUUGUACCUUUUCUUAUGUCGGUCAAUAGCAUAGACUGGGCAGGUGACUAUUUUUAAUGGCGUCCCUUUUUCUAAAUCCUCCUUAAUGACCCUGUGGGCAAGUCCUCCCAUUGGCCACACACAGCCAGCUUCAGCUCCGCCAUGUGCUCUGUGGGCAAGGAAAAUGGAAGAUAGGAGGUAGGAGUGGAUGAGUUCCUGGUCUUACUCUUGGGCAGAUGAGAGAAUGCAAGGCCACGAUUGAGGAAGAGCAGAAGGGUGUUAGCCAGGCCCUGGGGAGCAGCCUCUUCAGGUGAGCGGCCGUCCUUAACCUAGGCUUUUUAGGAAUAUCUCUCCAUGGAGAGGAUUUGCACACACACACUAAUGAGCCCAGAAGGUGGCACGGAGACAGCUCCCCAAACACAAAACGUGUCCGCCUUGCCUUUGCUGAUGUUUCUCCAGCUAGUUCUCGCAAGCAGACAGGGAACCAGGCAUUCUACAUGUGUGGAGUGGGGUUGGGGUGGGGUGAUUGAGUCACUGAGAAGAUAGCACUUUACAAAAGAAAAUCUUUAUUUUGUAAUAUGUGUCUGGUUGAAAUGAAACUCACAAGAAUGUUUCAUUUAGAAACAUUCCCUUACAAUCUCUUUUGCAUUAUAAUUUGAAAUACCUGUUUUGCCUUAUAAAUUCUAACAGACGUGACAUCCCCUCUGUUCCCAUAGAAAUGGCAUGAUUAUAAACAGAUCAGGCUUCAUGGGGGGAAAUGGAUGCCACACAGCAAUUUGAGCAUCAUUGUAUGGUUUUGAACCUGUUUUACAGAAUCCUUAUUGUACAAGCUUGCCCUCUUUGUUUCUUUUUCAUUUGUCAGCACUGAGAAAAGGUGUUGAGAUCUAAAUGGAAGGAAAGGAAGUAAAUAAUUAUGACAAAGUUGAAUAUUUUAGCAAUCUCUCUUCAGACAGAGGUCUCACCCGUGUGUGCUAGAUGUACAGUAACAUGUAAGCAUGCACAUCCUGAUCUAGAGGCGUGUAUACUGAAGGUGCUCCUGUGCACCUGCCUGCCUUGACCGGCUUCUGCAGCCAUGUCUGGCAUCUGCUGUGAAGUCACUGGCCAGUGCAGAGAAGUCGAAGCGCCGAUUCAGGGAGAGGACUAGCAAGUAGUCAGCCAGCCAGCUGUGCUGGUCCCUGGCAACCCCACAGCUGCCCCACUAUCCCUUUAUUGCCUUAGCCAAACUGAGCAGAAAGGAUUCUGUAGGGCAGUGGUUCUCAACCUUCCUAAUGCCGUGUCCCUUUAAUACAGUUCCUCAUGUUGUGGUGACCCCAAC